This is a messenger RNA of Tympanuchus pallidicinctus (lesser prairie-chicken), 10128 nucleotides long. It is a transcript of the gene KCNT2, whose product is annotated as potassium sodium-activated channel subfamily T member 2. Gene Ontology annotation, cellular component: membrane. NCBI's taxonomy places the organism in Eukaryota, Metazoa, Chordata, Aves, Galliformes, Phasianidae. The transcript has 30 exons. The record is from RefSeq and is a predicted model, not a curated record. Gene Ontology annotation, molecular function: intracellular sodium-activated potassium channel activity. Bases 106 to 3630 code for a protein of 1174 amino acids. Gene Ontology annotation, biological process: potassium ion transport.
CGAUCCGGCACCGCCGCCGUGCCGCGCCGCUCCGUCCCCGGAGCCGCGGACCGGCGCCCGGGAGCGAUCGGCGCUCCGCGGGUCGGUCCGCCUCCGCCGGGCAGGAUGGUGGACUUGGACAGCGAGGUCCCCCCGCUGCCGCCGCGGUACCGCUUUCGAGAUCUGCUGCUGGGUGACCAGGGCUGGCAGAGCGACGACAGGGUGCAAGUUGAAUUCUAUAUGAAUGAAAACACAUUUAAAGAGAGACUAAAACUCUUCUUCAUCAAAAACCAAAGAUCAAGUCUGAGAAUACGGUUAUUCAAUUUUUCACUUAAGCUAUUAAGCUGUUUCUUAUACAUAAUUCGUGUGCUUCUGGAUGACCCUACACAAGGACAUGGAUGCAAGGAAUUAAACCGGGAUUGUUACAAUCAAAAUUACACACCCGGAACAAUUGAUUGGUCUCCUAUUAUUUGGGUGAAUCGAAGUUUGCCUUUAUGGGGAUUACAGGUUUCAGUGGCUUUAAUAAGUCUCUUUGAAACACUAUUGCUGAGUUAUCUUAGCUACAAGGGAAAUAUCUGGGAACAAAUUCUGCGAAUACCCUUCCUGCUGGAAAUAAUAAACGCUGUCCCUUUCAUCAUUACGAUUUUCUGGCCAGUCCUAAGAAACCUGUUUAUUCCUGUUUUUUUAAACUGUUGGCUAGCAAAGCAUGCUUUGGAGAAUAUGAUUAAUGAUCUUCACAGAGCCAUCCAACGUACACAGUCUGCAAUGUUUAACCAAGUCCUCAUUUUAAUAUCCACUUUACUGUGUCUUAUCUUCACUUGUAUUUGUGGAAUUCAACAUCUGGAACGAGCAGGAAACAAGUUGACUCUCUUUGACUCCCUUUAUUUCUGCAUAGUGACAUUUUCCACGGUGGGCUUUGGGGAUGUUACACCCAAGAUAUGGCCUUCAAAACUGCUUGUUGUCAUUAUGAUCUGUGUUGCACUUGUGGUGUUGCCCAUACAGUUUGAACAGCUGGCGUAUUUGUGGAUGGAGAGACAGAAGUCCGGAGGCAACUACAGUCGACACAGAGCUCAGACGGAAAAACAUGUUGUGCUGUGCGUCAGCUCUCUGAAGAUUGAUCUACUUAUGGAUUUUUUAAAUGAAUUCUAUGCUCACCCUAGGCUGCAGGACUAUUAUGUUGUUAUUUUGUGUCCUACUGAAAUGGAUGCUCAGGUCCGGAGAGUGUUACAAAUCCCGAUGUGGUCUCAAAGAGUUAUCUAUCUCCAAGGCUCAGCACUAAAAGAUCAAGACCUGCUGAGAGCAAAAAUGGAUGAUGCUGAAGCUUGUUUCAUUCUAAGUAGCCGCUGUGAGGUGGACAGAACAGCAGCUGAUCAUCAAACCAUUUUAAGAGCAUGGGCUGUUAAAGACUUUGCCCCGAACUGCCCUUUGUAUGUCCAAAUACUGAAACCUGAGAAUAAAUUCCACAUCAAGUUUGCAGAUCAUGUUGUGUGUGAAGAAGAAUUCAAAUAUGCUAUGCUAGCUCUAAACUGUAUAUGUCCAGCUACCUCUACAUUGAUCACACUGCUGGUUCAUACCUCCAGGGGACAAACGGCACCAUGGGAAGCUUUUCGACAACUAACUGGAACCAGACAGACUCUGAACAGAGAGAGUCAGCAAUCAUCAGAACAGUGGCAGAAAAUGUAUGGCAGAUGCUCUGGUAAUGAAGUGUUUCACAUUAACCUGGAAGAAAGUACUUUUUUUGCUGAGUAUGAGGGGAAAAGCUUCACAUAUGCUUCUUUCCAUGCACAUAAAAAGUUUGGAGUCUGUCUGAUUGGUGUUAGAAAGGAAGAUAACAAAAACAUUUUGCUGAAUCCAGGUCCUCGGUAUAUCAUGAGUUCUACAGAUAUAUGCUUUUAUAUAAAUAUCACCAAAGAAGAGAAUUCUGCUUUCAAGAAGCAAGAAAAACACAGAAAAAGACAUGAAUCAAAAUUAUCUUAUCAUGGAGCAUCUAGGUUGCCUGUACACAGUAUAAUAGCCAGCAUGGGAACCGUAGCUAUCGAUUUACAAGACACAGGAUGCCGAACGUCCAGCGGACCUACACUAGCUCUUCCUUCUGAGGGAGGUAAAGAGGGCAGACGGCCCAGUAUAGCACCUGUUCUGGAGGUUGCAGACUCAUCCUCACUUCAGGCAUGCGACCUUCUAAGUGACCAAUCAGAAGAUGAAACCACUCCAUCUGAUGACGAAGUCUCUGCAGGCUUAGAGUAUGCCAAAGGCUAUCCUCCUUACUCUCCUUACAUUGGAAGUUCUCCCACAUUUUGUCAUCUUCUGCAUGAAAAAGUACCCUUCUGUUGUCUAAGACUAGAUAAGGGGUGCCAGCAUAACUACUAUGAAGAUGCCAAAGCCUAUGGAUUCAAAAAUAAAUUGAUUAUCGUUGCAGCAGAAACUGCUGGAAAUGGCUUAUAUAAUUUUAUCGUCCCUCUUAGAGCUUAUUACAGACCGAAAAAAGAACUCAAUCCCAUUGUAUUACUCCUGGAUAACCCGCCAGAUAUGCAUUUUCUGGAUGCAAUCUGUUGGUUUCCAAUGGUUUACUACAUGGUGGGCUCUAUCGACAACCUAGAUGACUUAUUAAGAUGUGGGGUCACCUUUGCAGCUAAUAUGGUGGUGGUGGACAAAGAAAGUACAAUGAGUGCUGAGGAAGACUACAUGGCAGAUGCUAAGACCAUUGUAAAUGUUCAAACACUCUUCAGGUUGUUCUCGAGCCUAAGCAUUAUCACAGAGCUAACUCACCCCGCCAAUAUGAGAUUCAUGCAAUUCAGAGCCAAAGACUGCUAUUCUCUUGCUUUAUCCAAAUUGGAAAAGAAAGAACGGGAGAAGGGAUCUAAUUUAGCAUUUAUGUUUCGACUGCCCUUCGCCGCUGGCAGGGUUUUCAGCAUCAGUAUGUUGGACACACUGCUGUACCAGUCAUUUGUGAAAGAUUAUAUGAUCUCUAUCACAAGACUUCUCCUAGGACUUGAUACAACACCAGGAUCUGGGUUUCUUUGUUCAAUGAAAAUCACAGAAGAGGAUUUAUGGAUUAGGACAUAUGCCAGACUAUAUCAGAAACUUUGUUCUUCUACAGGAGACAUUCCAAUUGGAGUCUACAGGACAGAAUCCCAAAAGCUUACAACGUCUGAAUCUCAAAUAUCUAUCAGCGUAGAAGAAUGGGAAGACACUAAGGACACCAGGGAACAGGUUAACUAUCGUAGUAAUCAUCGUAACUCAACAUCUAGUGAUCAGUCCGAUCACCCCUUGUUACGACGAAAAAGCAUGCAGUGGGCUCGACGGCUGAGCCGAAGAGUACCGAGACACUCUGGUAAAACAGCUGAGAGGAUAAGCCAGCAACGAAUGAACCUUUACAGGAGGUCAGAAAGACAGGAACUUGCUGAGCUUGUGAAAAACAGAAUGAAACAUCUGGGCCUGUCUCCAGCAGGAUACGAUGAAAUGAAUGAUCAUCAGAACAACCUUUCUUACAUCCUGAUCAAUCCUUCUCCAGAUACAAGAUUAGAGCUGAAUGAUAUAGUAUACUUGAUCCGACCUGAUCCAUUGGCUUAUGUUCCAAACACAGCAUCCAGCCGAAAAGACAGCUUCUGCAAUACAGUGGGACAAGAUACCAGAGAGGAAACACAACUUUGAUAUGCAAUUCAACAAAAUUAACAGUUUUAUACAUAUAGUUUCCUCCAAUCAUUUUGAAAACUAAGUGGUACAUUUUAUUCAGUUUUUGGAAACAAAGUGACAGUGGGUAAGUCACUAAUUUUAGAAACACGGUCUCUAGAAACUCUUAUGAGUUUCCUCAUGAUUGUCCAUCUUGUAGCCUGUUCAACAUUGUAGUUGAACUUCAGUUUAGCAGAAAACUGUUUGAUUUAACCAAUAUGAAGAAAUGAUUAAAGAAGAGACUCCAAAAUGUUUCACUUAGAAGCUUCUAAGUAUAUCUAUCAAGGUGGCAGCAUGUCUGCAAGUAAGCUCCCGACAUAAAUCAUAAAAGAUUAUCUGAUGUCCAUCAAGGGAUCAUGUAUGCGUAGCAGAAAACAAGUUAAUAUUUAAAGUUGUCAAAGAGGAUGUUUGUGCCAAGAAUACAACCUCUGAGAUAAUUUUCAAGCUUAACUUGUCACCCAUUUAUAUUUGAACAGCCUUGUUUUACUCCCAUUAUGGCCUCUAGGACUUGAAUGUUUGCUCUGUGAGUUUACAGAUGACACAGCUUAGUCACACUGUAGAGAUUGACCUGAGGCACAUCUACUGAAAAAUUAGCUCAGAGAAGCUCAGAGAACCUCACAGAGGCAUUUCAAGAAGGAACAAUUCAUAGAGCAAGCAAAGCAGAACCUUUAAAGGAAUUAUAUAAAAGCAGUCCUUUACAUUUGCAAAAAUCUGGUAAGAAUAUGUGAAGCUACAAACAGCUGUAGCUCAGAUGAAAAAUGAAUCAUUUAACAUGAAUUUUCAGUCACAGAACGGCUUGGUUGAAAUGGAACUUAAUUAUCAUCAAGUUCCAAUCUACCUGCCAUGAGGAGGGUUGCCAUCCACUAAAUCAAGUUGGUAGCAAGAAGACUCAAUGGAUGAUGCCAAAUGCAAGUGUCUCUCCAGGGAGCAACUAAAACCACAGAUCGUUCCCACUCCCAUGGCGAUGUCAGAACUCCAACUGUUCAAACUACAAGCAUACCCCAUUCAUAUUACCCAAAUAUGAUACUUGUUCAUAUGAAACUACAUAUCAUAAUGAAAACAAGAAAAGCUUGUAAUCUAUUCCACAAAAUAAAUGGAGCACUACAUUAAAUGGAUUUGAAGGCUUUGGCAUUCAAUACGCAAGAAAGCAUCUACAGUGUAUGAAGCAUCUGAAGCUGCUACAGAAUCUCCAGUCUACAUAUACAAGAAUCCCAGAAGUUUUGGUCAAGAAUUUACUUACAGAAGUAAACAUAGUUGUACACAAUCUUCAAAACAUUCUUGCUUUGCCAUUGAUCAUGAAAGGGGAGGAAGGUCCUUAAGGUUCAAACCAUCCUGCUACAACAAUCAAUACAGGACUGUUACAAAAAAAUUGACAUGUGGACUGAAGUGGCAGAACCAAUAAUUCUUUGAAUUCCCUUGAUGUUCUCUGUGUACAGAGAAAUCCUCUCUAAAAACAUUUUUUUUAUUAUUUGGAAAAAAAGCAUAGCUGAUAUUGUUCUGAAAAAUAAAAUGCCAAGCUGCCUGAAGAACAAGCAAGUAUGCUUAUCAGUACUGCAAGUAUGUUAAAAAUCACAUCACACUCCUAUUAGGAAUAACACAAGGUCUGCUAUUAUUCCUUCUCUUCCUCUUAAUUUUUCCAAAACUAAACUGUAAGGAAUUAGAGGUCUUAGAGCAAACCAAAGCAAUCAGAUGCUUCAAAGCAAUUGAAACAAUUGCUCAUACCAUCUCUUAGACAGAAUCUUGUCCAGAUUGCAUCAUAGAAACUAUCACAUAGAAAUAAUUGUUUGUAAAAUGAAUAGCCUUCUAUUUUUAAUACCUUCAGAGAGAAGACUAUGCCAGUUGUAUGUUUCCAAGCAAGAGAAGUGUUUUAUAAAAUGUUCACUCCAAAAUAUUAGAACAAUUCUGUGUUUCAUACUGAAGGUCUUUCUAACACAGUCUCAAGUAGGCAAACAGAAUUUCAGAAACAUGCCUAGUAUCCACAACCAGCAAGCUACUCUGCUUUUCACACAGUAUAUCCUGGAGUCAUCCAAUCCAGACAUUAUCUGUACAUUGCCUGAAGUAACCGCAACAGAUUUAAAGACUCUCUGCCACAAGAAUAGUUAGGGCUCCAUGCCUGGCAUUUACCAUCUUAUAAACAAGUAGAAAUAAGUAGUUAGGCAUAUCCAUUUUUCUACCCAACUCAGUGGAACAGUAGCAUCUACUGUCACUUGAUAUUUCCUAGACUUGAUGGAUUUUUAAUUGCUCAAUAGCCCUAGAGACAGGUAGAGACAACUUGCAGCAUGCCUAAAAUAAAGCAAAGAUAAUUUUUCUGAAUAUAAAUGCUUGGUUCUUUUCAAAUUCUACUGGAAGAUGAGCAAGGUAAAAGCUAGCAGCUUCUUUUGAGACAAGUCUAAUAACACCUUGAUGAUGCACUGCUCUAUGCCGUGAUUCAAGAUGUGCCACCUUUCAUGCUGGAAGCAGAACAGCUUUGCUUCCCCAGGCACGUCUGCAGACCCCAUUCUAGUGGGAUUUAAGCCUUUCAAGAACCAUACCGAGUACUCUACAUUAACACUGAAUGAGAUAGCACGCAUAUUCCUUGAUGGCCAUGAAGGCAGUUCUUUGAGGAUCACUUUACAGGCAAUCUUGCGUUCACAUGCUUCUUGCUAAGAUUAUCAGCAAUAUAAUACAGCUGGACUGGAGAUCAAGUUGAGAAAAAGUAAUAUCCAUGCUCAAUGCUAGAGGAGGGAUGACAAAGCUUCAGAGUCAUUGGGUCCAGAAGACUUGAACAGAGUUGUGUCUGAUGACAAUUCACUCAGUGAAUACAGAGAUUAAACUUAUGAUCAUUUACAAAAGCAAGUGAUUAAAUUCUGAACCAACUGUCAGAAGCCAGAUGGCCAAAUAACAUCUUUUCCCCACUCAAUCAAAGAAAACAGCAGAUUUCAGUCUGUAUUUAACUGUAUGUACUUUUUUUUCUUCUCUUUGUAACUCGUAUUAAUAGUAAAUCAGACAUGCUCUCUUUACCAAACACUUCCUUGAACAACUACGAGGAAACCUGGAAGUCAAAGGGACGAAACAUGUUAUUUAUUCUACAAUAAAAAGUCACAAUAGGUAUUACCGUGGAAUACAUUGUGUUUCCUUUACUGUUCCACUCCAGUUCCAGAACACGCACUAACACAACUUGAGUUCUCAAAAUCUGUAGUAGUGUGAGUUAAUGAAGUUUUCAUUUUAAUUUCCAAGUCAAACUGUUAUAAUAUAGUUCCUUCAACCAUAGCUUCCUACCUUUGUAGCAAAUCGUGUACUUCAAAGUAUUUAAGUUACUGAAGACUUCUUAUACAUCUGUUUACUACUGCACCAAUAAAAUGCAAAAUAAAUAGUUUUUGGGUUUCUGCUAUGGAGGAAAAAUUAAGUAACAGCAAAUGUACCCAAAACAACACAAUUCUGUAGUUUCUAGGCAGUAAAUCCUGAAAACAAGUAUUUUGUAAAUUUGAAGCACUGAUGUAUGAGGCUUUGAUGAGCUGAAAUCUACUUGAUAUCUGAAUAAAAUCAGUCAUUACAAUCCCAAAACAAAUUAAUAAAAACAAGCAGUACUACCUAAUAAUAUCAAGUACACAAGAUUAUUUAGAAAUCUGUUUUCGAGCUAGAGGCAUAAAUGCAGAUAUCUGCUUAAAAUAUCAUGCAUAUUCUUCAUAUGAUGCACUAGGAAACAGACAUACAUUGAAUAUAUGUCUAAAGGACUGCACUUCAACUUUCUUACCUCUAUUUUUUUUGCUUGAUGCAGAACAUACAUUAAAGGGAGAGCAGAGAAGUAAUGAACACUAUGAAAGAUCACUAAGACCUUGCUGAUCAUCAUCUUUAGAGGUUGCAAAAAAAUAUUAAUGAACUAUACAAGAAAAUCAUUAUUGUCUAUACUAGUGAUGCGAUGAUGCUGUCAAAUAACGGAUGUUGAACACAAGUAUGAACUCCCAGAGACUCAAGAAACUUAAUUAGGAAAAUGCUUCUGCUUUACAAAGUAAAAAACAAGAAUUUGAUGUUUUUACAAACUAGUUUUCAAUUUAUUAUGUAAAAUUUGGAUACUUGCUAGCACUGUAAAGUAGGAUAAAUUUCUCUAAAGUUUUUUUCUCCUCAGAUCAAAAAAACAGAGUGAGGGAUAUUUAUUCUCACUCCCUUCUUUUCCUUAGAGGCUGACUUAACAACUGUCAGAUACUCAAUGGAGAAACAUAAAGCAAUUGCCAUUCUCCUUGUCAAAAAGAAAAGCUGACUUUCUCCUAAUCUGCUCUUCCUUAUCUAACUACCAAAAAAAUAAAGAAAAUAUGUUGAAAGGAAUUAGAAUGUAUCCUGAGGAGAGUCUUGUCUACCCAGAAGUUUUGUCACCACUUAGGUGAACUCCACAAUGCAAAUCAACAUAACCUGAGGCCUUCCAUCCCACAAGAAUACUAUCUUCUUUAAAAUAAGGUACUGUUUAAUGCAUUUUCUCAACAAGAUAAUCUAGGAAGUGUUAAAUGUAUAAUAUCUAUGUCAACUUGUUCAAUUUUCAGACUUCCAUUAGCUACAGUAUACUCAAGGACAUCAACUCAAGUAUUUUUAAUAUCAGCUAUCAAGGAACAAAGAAUAGGAACUACAGCAAAAUUCUCAGCAAACAGGAUAAAAUAGAGGACAGAGUAGAGAUGUGCUAGUCCUCAGAAAGCCCCAAUAAAAACUUAGAUGAUGUAAGAAACCGCCAUAACCACAAACUAAGACAAUAAAUGCAAAGAGAUCUCUGAUAUUUAUAGAUACCUAUAAAAAUAAUAGAGAAUGCAGACGUUAACCCCAAAGCAAGAUACUUAGUAACAGAAACACAGUAGAAUAUGGAAUUGAUUUUAGCCACGCUUGUUAUUUCACUACUUCAAGUACAGCUAUGGUUUCCAUACACAUAAGAAUCAGCAGUUAAAUUAUUGAUCCAGCUGGUUUGCAUAGACUGAAGUUCAUUUAUUAUUUAAGUUCAUUUUAUAGUUUUAAUAUACAUUAAAUCACAGCUGUGAUUAAAGUAAUCUAAUACAACUCUCAGUGCUAUAAUUGCUAUCUCCUACAUCUGUAGGCACACUUGAAGCUCAGUGUCCUGUUGUGGGACAGCAAAACAGUAAGGGUAUCUUUAGCAUUUUUUUUCAUACUCAUUUUUUUCCCUAACUAGGUGGGAAAUCCACUGCCAAUGAAAAGACAUUUUUCUAGAAAACAACUGAACCAUGAGAUGCUUUAUUGCAACAACUUUUCCCCAGAGCCAAUGUAAUUACUCAGUUAUUGGACAGACUGCUGUUCUCUAGGUAGAUGCUUUAAUCAAGAACACAUACUGCUUAUUCUUCAGUAUUUAUACUAGUCUGUCUUUGAAGCAUUCAAAAAAAUCAUUAUUAAACCUUCAUUUCAGCAAAACAAAGCUUAGUAAAAACAAUCUGGACAUAGCUUUGUUAUUAAGUGGAGGCAAAAGUAAUACAUUCAUGUUAGGUGUACUAAGUCCUGGGAUGUACAGAGGUAGAAAAUGAGCUCCACUCUGAGCCAGUCAUUUUUACAAAAUUACAUGAGUCUAAAGCAUCAACUAGACUACUAGGAAGUAGAAAUUCUCAUUGCCAAAAUGAAAAAAAGUAGUUAAGUCCUGUCCUUUCCUCUAGAUUAACAAGCACAGAGAUUUUUCUACUUCGUACCUGACUCUUGAAUGGAAAGUAGAAGAGACCAAUGAUUAUCUCUCAAAUGCAUUUAGACUAAGAAGAAAAGUAACAGAUUCACAACAGGAGCUAGUUGCAGAACAUUAGUCUUCAGAAGAAAAUCUUCUGGUGUACACACUAGCAAGACACCACUUACUAACACAAGAGAAUUUCCACAGAUGCAUAUUGAACGUUCACAAAUGACUUUGGCCUUGCCUCACUCACAAUGUGCCCCUUCCUUCAAGGACAAGCUGUAGCUUUCUAAAAAAAAAAAAAAAAAAAAAAAAAAAAAACAAAGACACCCAGAAUCCAAAGUAUUUGCAACUGGUUCCAAUCAAGCUCUGGAGUUAAAUUCUUAUGUAGCCCUCCAAUUCAUCUCAGGUGUUAAGUGUUUCCACUAAUAAGCUACAUGAAUUACUCUGUGCAAAUUAUCUGGCUACUGCAGCCCAGCUGUAUCAUCUGCAGAGAAGCCUUACAACACAGUAGACAAACACAAGAUAAAAAUAAGAGCAAUUUCCUCUGGCUUUUUUUUUUUUUUUUUUAAUUUAGCUUAGGCAAUGGGAAACAAAGGGAGAUGUUGAUUACUUUUGCUGUAACAAGGCCUGUUUCUUUAAGAAAAUUCCUUAGUCACUAUAGGAGUUUUAUUACCAACUUGAACAAGAAAGAAAACAUCUACAUGCAGGUACAAACGAUAGCUAGAAAUAUAUAGAGACACUUGGUUUACCAGCCCUCCCUUUAUAAACUUGGACUUUUUAAACGUUGAUGAACAACAAUACUGAAUCCACAUUUGAGAAUUAUGUAACUCAUCACAUCCCACCCUAAGACCAUU